CAACCUAUUCGUUUCUCUAGUCGCGUCCCGUUUACCAAGCGAGUAGAGACUAUCUGUGCAUUCCAGUCGAAUUUUCCGCGUCUUCGUCUACUUUUUGAAGUUUUCGCACCGCUUCGGGUGGUUUUUCUCCGAUAAGACUUGUGUUUCGAAGUGACCCAGGGUCCAAGAUGGGAACAGCGAUCUUCGGCCUGCUUCUAGGAGUAGUUUUGGCCUUCAUUAAUACAGCAUCAUGUCAACCGGAACCACCGGAACAUCUGGAUAUUAUGCCCCGUUUCGUAGUGGUUUCGAAAGCUAUAGGAGAAAAGAUGGCACUCACAUGUAAACCAGUAGUUCGAGAUACAAAACUGAUAACGCAAAUCGAGUGGUUAGAUCCGAAGAACAGAAGAAUUGACUCCAACAACAGAAACCACAUGUACCUACAGAAUCUUCCAGGAGAUAUUGGUUUGAUGGUUGUUUUCCCCUCUCUGAGGACCGAACACGCCGGUACUUACACUUGUGUCGCAAAAUAUGCUAACUCAGUCGAGCUGAAGAACAAUGUCACCUUGGAAAUUUAUGAGGACAUAACCUUCGUAAACGCUCCACAAAAUCAAUACCCUAUAAUUAACACCGAUUACACCAUCAAGUGCGAAGUUAAAGGAAACCCUUAUCCCACUGUGGAUUGGUAUAAGGACGACGUUAACAUUGUAACCCAAGAUCGAUACAUAGUUGAACAACAAGGACUCACCAUAAAAAAUGUCAGGGAAUCAGACGAUGGUGUUUACAGAUGUACAGCCGUUGUCAUUUCUACUGGACAGAUUAAGUCUACAGAAAUUAAGGUUGAAGUGCUCAUUCCUCCCAAAAUCGAGCCAAUUCCAACAGUAUCAGUGACAGAGGGGGAUUCGGCCUCAGUGAAAUGUAUCGCUAGUGGAAAACCACCACCAAAAUAUACCUGGAUCAACGUUGGCACCUCUGAGGACUUGAGAAAAGCAGACAGAUUCAACGUCAAGGAAAUAAAUGGAGAACUACACAUCAGCAGGGUUGAGUUCAACGAUCAAUCUUUGUACAAGUGUGUGGCAACAAAUGAGGCUGGUCAAGCUGAAACCACUGUAGAUUUCAAAGUACUGGUUAAACCACGCAUUUUCGAGCUUAUCAAUGUAACUGCUCCAAUCCACACAGAAACCAAAAUAAUCUGCAAGGCCCAAGGCAGACCACCACCGAAGGUACAUUUCCAGAAAUUGAGUAACAAGGCUCCAUUCGACUUUGGCAAACAACCUUUGGACAGCAGAAUCACGUUGGACCAUCAGAUAAUAACAGACAAGGGGGAAAGCAUUGGAACACUGGUCAUUUCUAAUUUGAACAGAUCUGACGAUGGACUGUACAGAUGCAUUGCCGAAAAUCCAGCAGGGACAGCCCUCAAAAACGGUCACAUAACAGUGGAAUUCCCCCCAACAUUCGAAAGGACGAAGAACCGACCACCAACCUGGACCUGGGGUAGACGACCUGGCAACAUCUCCUGCAUCCCGGAGGCCAUACCCAAUGCAACGAUUGUAUGGAAACACGGUGGCAUCGAAUUAAAAGAUUCGCCAAACUUCAAAAUCGAGGGUACUUCCCCCGUAUCCAACCUCAUCGUUUAUCCUGGCAACGAGAAGGGUUUCUAUUCCGCUUAUGAAUGCGUGGCCACAAACAAGUUAGGGCAGGAUGUGAUAUCCUUGCAAUUGCAGCAGGCAUACAAGCCUCAGAUGAUACAGCAGGCCAAGACACAAAGUAUCACUGCCACAACCAUCAAGUUCAGGGUGGAAGGGCCUCCACUAGAGGACGGUUUGCCGUUGAAGACCCUCACUGUGCAGUAUAAACCUGAGAGGGAGAUGACUUGGGAUUACGCCAGGAAUCACACAUGGAGUUAUGGAGCCCCGUACAUCUUGGAGGACCUACUGCCGGAAGUAACCUAUAAUUUCCGUUUUGCCGCCCGCAAUGAUGUUGGAAUAGGCGCUUGGAGUAACCAGGAGACUAUCUCGAUGCCGAGGAGGUCAGAACCGGCCGAACCUAAAAUCCUGCUGCCAUCUCACAGUUACAUCGAUGAGAACAGCAGCAGCAGACAGGAUUUGGUAGCGGUUAGUCCUUAUGCUGAUCGUUAUGAUAUGAGGUGGAACGUACCUAACAGCAAUGGUGAUCCGAUCAUACGGUAUAUUAUCAGAUAUUGCCAGACUGAAAAGGUAAAUGGCGAAUGGAGAGAUGGGGAAUGCAGCGAAGAAAUCGAGCAGUCCGUCCAAUACACUCAGUACGAAUUGACGAAUUUAUUUGCAGACACCGUCUACAAAGUAGAGUUGAGGGCAGAAAACGCUAUUGGCAAAAGCUCACCAGCCCAGAUCAGAAUAAAAACAGCUAGAGGUGGGGUACCAUCGACUUACAGUUCGGGAUGUACAAGUAACCUCCCUUUACCCUUGGAGAUGGCAUUGACUUUGUUACUAGUGUUACGUACAAACUCUUUGAAAUGGUGCUUAAAAUAAAUGAUUUGGAUAUUGGGAAAUUCGAAUACAGGGGUUAAAUUGUGUGUUCUGAAUCUUUUUCAUUGGUGUGAAUAAUUAGGUGGCAUUUGUUAUUUGAACUUUAAGGCAUAUGCAGAUCUGCAAGUUACCUGUUGAGCAUGUUAGUUUUGAAAACUACCAUAGCUGGUCCAGGGAGAGUGCUUCGUUGUCUGCUAAUUUGCAUGGAUUCUAUCUCCUCUUUCUUUCUCAAUGGAUUAUUUUCAUUAUAACAUAUUCAUCAAUAACACCAUUAAUUCUUCAAUUUUCAGUUAAUCAUCUUACCAUACUUCCAAAUUGCUGUAACUAACACAUAAUAAAAUAUUUUGCCUAGUAACAUCAAGCUACAUUUCAAUCCAAAAAUUUCGUAUGCUAUUUAUCAAACAAUUGCUCGUUUCAACUUAGCUGUUUCAACAAGUAUAAAGUUUAAAACCAUUGUGUGCCUUUAAAUUGGAAUUAUUUCCUUUUGAUUCCGAAGUAUAUGAAAUAGACUUGGGUUUCCUUAUGAUAAAUUUCACUUAUUUGCAGAUUUGCAUGAUUGAAUUUUCAAGCUUUAUUUGCAUGUCUGUUGGUAUGACAAUGUUUUUUUUUUUAUAUGGGGCAGCUGUUAUGUAUUGAAUCCGUUUUUAUUGGCUUAUGAAAAAUAUUUCUGUUGCUUUACCCUAGAAAAUCAAGCAUAUGAUAUGGGAUAUUUCAUGUCAUUUCCAAUUAAUUUUUUGUUUCAAAGUGAAGGAUCCUAUAUUAUUUUGCUUUGAAUUAGCAUGUUACCUUAUAAUGUAUAUUUAACAAACAAAAAAUUUCAAAGUAUGCACAUUUAUCAUUUUGCCUAUGGGAAAAUCGGCUCAAACUGGAAAUGUGGAAGAAAGUUCCGCUGUAUUCAACUACUUUCAACAUAAAUUCUUAUUAAAAAAAUGAAAUAACGCAUAAGCGAAAAUUUCUAUGAAUCCUGGUCAAUCGAUGUUAUUUCAAGUAAUUCUGUAUGAAUCUUAUGAUUGAAAAGACUAUAAUUACUUGGAAAAAUUUCGAGUAUCUUGAAAAUACUCAAACAUUUCACCAGAUUUGAUUGUUAUAUCUCAGAAAUAACAUUAAAGCCAUCUGAAAGAUUUAUGUUGAAAUGCUCUGAGUAUAGCUACUUCUCUAUUCAGUAUUUAUAUUGAUGGAAUGAUUGAAAACUAUUUAAACAUCUUAGAAAAACGAUUUUCGACGAAGUGUUCAAACUGUGUUGGGACUUAUAUGAAUGCAUUUUAAAAAUUUAACUGUUGUUUAAUGUUUGUGUCAAAAAUGCACAUAGUUGUGCUCUGACUGAGAUUUUUACAUAUUUAUGUGAAAGAGUGUUAAUAAUAGGUAUAAAAUUGAAGAGUUAAGUUUUUACCUAGAUAUGAAAUAAUUUUAUCGAUAUAGUGUAUAGAUUAGAAACAUUAGUUGUCAAAAUUCAGCAGUAUAAGAAUUUAACGAAAAUGCAUAGUUGAAUUAACUAUGGUCUUGUUUUUGUAUUCUAUACUAAUAUUUCUUCGUAGUUUUUUCCAUCAUUAUUGUGAUUUUAGUGUGAUAGUUUGAGGAAUUUGAACAAAACUCAAAAACUAGCUUACUGACAUCAUUUUCCCAUUAGAACAGUUCUCUUGAUUAUUCCAUUUUGAUUUAUAUAUGUGUAUAUCAUUGCAUUUUGAAAUGUAGAGUUUUGUUUUAAUUUAUUAGUUUUGUGUUGUAUAUGUACAAUGGAGCAUGAAUUAAAUCGCAUGUAUCAUUAAAUGUUGUUGCCAACAACUUUCAUACUUACAAAUUUCAAAGAUUGUUGAAAUAUUAUUUUCCUUUACCGAGGAUAGUAAGCGGAGAAAACCUCAUUCAAUUGAUUGUGAACAUGUUUGAAUGAAUUUAAAUCAUACAGUUUUCUUAAAUUCACAAGUGUUGCUCAAAUACUAAUUACACAAAGCAUUUUAAACUUUAAUCUACAUAUCUGUGUAAGUGUAAGGGUUGUUUUUCGAUUCUAAUGAACUCUUUUUAUAUCCUGAACAUGAACUCAAUUUGUGGAUAUUUUAAGUUAAGAAAACAAUGUAUAAAUUAACAGAACAGUUAAGAUGUCAAUAUGAAGUUGAAUUAAAUCAUGGAAUAGA
Molecule: messenger RNA, 4612 nt
Organism: Harmonia axyridis
Lineage: Eukaryota; Metazoa; Arthropoda; Insecta; Coleoptera; Coccinellidae
Product: fasciclin-2
Exons: 10
Coding region: 168-2486 (772 amino acids)
Biological process (GO): cell adhesion
Cellular component (GO): membrane
Molecular function (GO): protein binding
Source: RefSeq, a predicted model, not a curated record